GAAACGCAAAACAGAAGUAAACAAAACUUUGUGUGGAAAAUUUUCAUCAGUCAACAUUUUAAGCAUUUUAAUUGAUAUUUAAAGGAAAUUUUACAAAAUGAACCGUCUAUUCGGCAAAUCCAAACCCAAAGAGCCCGGCCCAAGCAUCAACGACUGUAUUCAGGGGGUCGAUGCGCGCGCCGAUACGAUCGACGGCAAGGUCAAAACGCUCGAUGCCGAGCUGCGGAAGUACAAGGACCAGAUGGCCAAGAUGCGCGAGGGUCCGGCCAAGAACGCCGUCAAGGCCAAGGCGCUGCGGGUACUGAAGCAGCGAAAGCAGUACGAGAGCCAGGUGGAGAACCUGCGCAACCAGUCGUACAACAUGGAGCAGGCCAAUUUUGCGGCGCAGACCCUAAAGGACACCCACGCGACGGUCGCGGCCAUGAAGGACGGCAUGAAGUCGAUGAAGAAAGAGUUCAAAAAGAUCAACAUCGAAGAGAUCGAGGACAUCCAGGACGACAUGGCCGAUAUGCUGGAGCAGGCCGAAGAGGUGCAGGACGCGAUGGGCCGCGCCUACGGCAUGCCGGAAAUUGACGACGACGAGCUGCAGGCGGAGCUGGACGCGCUCGGCGAUGAGAUCGCGCUGGACGACGACACCAGCUAUCUGGACGACGUGGUGAAGGCUCCGGCUGCCCCGGAUAAGGAACCGGGCGCGGACAGCGUCACCAACAAGGACGGAAUUUUGGUGGACGAGUUCGGUUUGCCCCAGAUUCCGGCCCAAGUCAAGUCUACCUAAUCGUUCGUUUUACCGCUUUUGAGUUUUCUGUUUCGUUCUAAAUUAAGGCUUGCGAUAUGUGAAGAAAUAACUCUGCACGCUUGAUUUUUGUUUAAGUUACUCCUAACAUGUACUCGUGUAUUUGCGAUCACCUUAAAGUGAGAAA
Molecule: messenger RNA, 920 nt
Organism: Culex pipiens pallens (northern house mosquito)
Lineage: Eukaryota; Metazoa; Arthropoda; Insecta; Diptera; Culicidae
Gene: Vps60
Product: charged multivesicular body protein 5
Exons: 3
Coding region: 98-775 (225 amino acids)
Biological process (GO): late endosome to vacuole transport via multivesicular body sorting pathway; vesicle budding from membrane
Cellular component (GO): multivesicular body
Source: RefSeq, a predicted model, not a curated record